GAGGUGGGGGUAGACAGAGAGAGAGAGAGAGAGAGAGGGAAGAGAGAUAGAGAGAGGCAGCCAAUGCGCAGCGCUGCAUCUCGCUUGCGAGAGAGCAUGAGAAAGAGCGAGAGAGCAUGAGAGAGGGAGAGAGAGAGAAAGCGGGAGCGUGGAGAGACAGAGAGAGAGAGAGAGACUCUGGCAUUCGCGCUCAGGCAGCCGGAUUGAAAGCUGUGCGGAUUGGGGAUCGCUGUAAUGCCGCUGGAUCUUAGCAGCCUGUCCGUGCCCGCUCUCACCGCUGCAGCCGGCUGCGUGUGACGCCCCCUGUGGCUGCUGCUGACCGUAGCCGGGCGCGAGAGCGUGCGCGAGGGGCUCCAGCCUUGGAGCGAGGACCCCCUGGGUCGGGGUGGGGGCCGUAGAGGGCCAGGCAGGCGGCCAUGAGCGUGCCACUGCUGAAGAUCGGAGCGGUGCUUAGCACCAUGGCCAUGGUCACCAACUGGAUGUCUCAGACGUUGCCCUCGCUAGUGGGGCUGAACGGCACCACCGUUGCACGAGGGGGCACCUCGGAGAGGAUCGUCAGUGCCCUGUACCCGAGCCCGGAGGAGGGCUGGCAGAUCUACAGCUCGGCGCAGGAUGCAGAUGGGAAGUGUAUCUGCACGGUGGUGGCGCCGGCCCAGAACAUGUGUAACCGAGACCCUCGCAGCAGACAGCUCCGCCAGCUCAUGGAGAAGGUUCAGAACAUCACUCAGUCCAUGGAGGUGCUGGACCUGAGGACGUACCGGGACCUGCAGUACGUCAGGGACACGGAGAACCUGAUGAAAACGGUGGACGGCAGACUGAAGACUGCCUCGGAGAACCCUCGUAGCCUCAACCCCAAGAGCUUUCAGGACCUAAAGGACAAGGUGACUCAGCUGCUCCCCCUGCUGCCGGUGCUGGAGCAGUACAAGACGGACGCUCGGAUGAUCCUGCGGCUCAGGGAGGAGGUGAGGAACCUGUCGCUGGUGCUGAUGGCCAUCCAGGAGGAGAUGGGAGCCUACGACUACGAGGAGCUUCGCCAGAGGGUCCUGCUGCUGGAGACACGCCUGCACUCCUGCAUGCAGAAACUCGGCUGUGGAAAGCUGACGGGUGUCAGUAACCCCAUCACCAUCCGCGCCUCGGGGUCUAGGUUUGGCUCCUGGAUGACGGACACCAUGAUCCCCAGCUCUGAUAACAGGGUGUGGUCGAUGGACGGCUACCUCAAAGGACGGCGAGUGCUGGAGUACCGAACGCUGGGCGACUUCAUGAAAGGCCAGAACUUCGUUCAGCACCUGCUCCCGCAUCCGUGGGCCGGUACGGGUCACGUGGUCUACAACGGCUCGCUUUACUACAACAAGUACCAGAGCAACAUCCUGAUCAAGUACCACUUCCGGUCCCGCAGCGUCCUGGUGCAGCGGAGCCUGAGCGGCGCCGGCUACAACAACACCUUCCCGUACUCGUGGGGCGGCUCGUCCGACAUCGACCUCAUGGCUGACGAGAACGGCUUGUGGGCGGUGUACACCACCAUCCCCAACGCCGGCAACAUCGUGAUCAGCCGCCUGGAGCCGCAGAGUCUGGAGGUUCUGCAGACGUGGGAUACCGGCUUCCCCAAGCGCAGCGCCGGCGAGUCCUUCAUGAUCUGCGGCACGCUCUACGUCACCAACUCGCACCUCGCCGGCGCCAAGAUCUACUUCGCCUACUACACCAACACGUCCUCCUACGAGUACACGGACAUUCCCUUCCACAACCAGUACUCACACAUCUCCAUGAUGGACUACAACCCGCGGGAGCGUGUGCUCUACACCUGGAACAACGGCCACCAGGUGCUCUACAACGUCACACUCUUCCAGGUCAUCAAGACCUCCGAGGACUGAGCGUUGACCAGGAAUCGAGCGCAUCCACGCGAACAAACAGCAACAUUAAACACUUACAACACUUACACACAACACACACACACACUCAGUCUCACACACCACCACUACCACCACCACAUACAGUAUAGGUCAAAAGUUUGGACACACCUUCUCUCUUUUUCAAUGCGUUUUCUUUAUUUUCAUGACUAUUUACAUUACAGUAGAUUCUCACUGAAGCAUCAAAACUAUGAAUGAACACAUGUGGAGUUUUAUGUACUUAACAACAAAAAAAAUGAGCUGAACCUCCACAGUCACCGGACCUGAACCCAAUCCAGAUGGUUUGGGGUGAGCUGGACCACUUAGGGUGCUUUUCCACCAGCAUGGUGCCCGUGCUGGUGCUGGUGCUGGUGCCAUGUUCCCGAACGAUUCUUUGCGUUUCCACCUCAAAAUCACAGGUUCUGGGCCAGAAAAGCCGGUUCCGUUCUGGUCCGGAACCAGCGAACCUGUGACGCAAGCUGCCAAAAGGGCGGGGCUUUAAAGCGUAUCCAGGGCAAAGUUGUUUAAAAAAAAGCAGCAGAAGCAGCUAAAUGAAUGAAAAUGAAAAUGAAUCAACAGUGGUCCACUGAGGAUAGCAGCUCAAGUUUAAAAAAAAAAAAAGGAGCUCGGGUUCCGCCAUGUUGUUUUCAAAUUGCCCAUUGACUUCUGUUGACGCCCACAUUCACAUACGUAGUGAGUGACUCUUUGAAGCAGUGGAAACACGGGCCAAUUCUUAAAAGGUUCGAAGGGUUCGCAGGCACCGGCUCCGGCACCAGCACUUUUUAGGUGGAAAAGAGGUAAGAGUGAAGAAGGCAAUGGGCCAACAAGUGCUAAUAAACACCUCUGGGAACUCCUUCCUUCAAGACUGUUGGAAAACUUUUCAUUUCAGGUGGCCACCUCUUAAUGAAGCUCAUUGAGAGAAUGAUGCCAAGAGUGUGCAAAGCAGUAAUCAGAGCAAAGGGUGGCUAUUUUGAAGAAAUAUUGUUAAUAAGUUAUUUCACCUUUUUCUUUGUUAACUACAUAAAACUCCACAUGUGUUCAUUCAUAGUUUUGAUGCUUCAGUGAGAAUCUACAAUGUAAAUAUCAGUCCUGAAAAUAAAGUUGCAUUGAAAAAUGCAUUGAAAAAGAGAGAAGGUGUGUCCAAACUUUUGGCCUGUACUGUAUACACCAAACAAACACACACAUCAAUCCACAUACUGACAAGAAAACAAAAAAAAAACAAAAAAAAAAAAAACAAGGAGGAGGACGGAACUGAAGCUUAGACUUUUUUUACAUUUCGAUCUUCAUAGAGUGCUUUUAUUCACGACAUCCUGUGAAAAGCGGUUGAGAUAAACGUGGACUGAGCCUUUUUGCCUCUUCUCUUUUUUCUUUCUUUCUUCCUUCUCUGUGAUGAGUCAGCAUGAUACUGUUCUUUUUAUUUGUGACAAGAGAAAAGAAAAGUGAAUAAACGUCGACCUUUAA
Molecule: messenger RNA, 3344 nt
Organism: Astyanax mexicanus (Mexican tetra)
Lineage: Eukaryota; Metazoa; Chordata; Actinopteri; Characiformes; Acestrorhamphidae
Gene: olfm2a
Product: olfactomedin 2a
Exons: 6
Coding region: 417-1868 (483 amino acids)
Biological process (GO): signal transduction
Source: RefSeq, a predicted model, not a curated record